Molecule: messenger RNA, 402 nt
Organism: Brassica oleracea var. oleracea
Lineage: Eukaryota; Viridiplantae; Streptophyta; Magnoliopsida; Brassicales; Brassicaceae
Product: putative F-box/kelch-repeat protein At3g24610
Exons: 1
Coding region: 1-402 (133 amino acids)
Source: RefSeq, a predicted model, not a curated record
AUGAAUGUGAUGGAGUGGAGAGAGGUGAUGGGCUUGGAGUCUCUCAGGGAAACUCUCGCUGCCUCCAAGCUCGUCAACUAUGGUGGACGGUUGGGGGAUUUCUGGGAGUCCAACAAACCGCUGAUGCUAGCGCAGGGAUUAGAGAUAACUGAACUCGAUGAAGAACUUCCCGGCCACAAACUGAGCAACUCUGGUAACAACAACAUGUUCAUCUUCUGGGACGUGCUUGCUCCUCCUAAUAAGUUAGAGAUUUGGUGUGCAGAGGUCUCUUUGGAGAGACACAAGGAGACAUGUGAGAUUAGAGGAAACAUUUUGUGGUCCCAACCUAUCGUGACACUGGAUCCUCCUCCUCCACAUCGCCUUCACUGUCACAUUUUGUAUGCUCUACCUCUCAACCUCUGA